AUGACAGCUGCGAAGGACUCGUAUAGUAAAUUGCAAACAGACGACCCAAUCAGAAUUGCAAUUCCCGAGUACAACUAUCGACAAGGCGAACGAAAGACCGCACUGUAUGAAGGUUCUGGAUGGUAUAUUCCGUCGGAACGAAGAUGGGAAUCAUACGAUCAACAUCAUGAAUUGCCUCGCCUGAGUCGACGUGACGCAAUCGAUUUUGCAAACGAAAAAGAUUUUGUAAACUUCUUGAAAAAGAGAGAUGUUCCAAAAUGGAAGAAGAUCACUGCACACAUACCAUCUUGUCCGCCAUCCGUCAAAUGGAAUGGACAUCAACGUAUUGCGCACAAUGAGCUGGAGAACACCUGCCAAUAUCAUACUGAAACGAGACCGCUAUGGGACGGUCCGGGAUACUACGGUUAUUAUCAAGAAAUUCUUGACAGACUGCGAAAAGGCGAGUGUCGUCGAUUUGCAAGGCAAGGCAAUAUUGGCUAUCCAUAUUUCACUCAUCAAACAUACUUUUGA
Molecule: messenger RNA, 510 nt
Organism: Echinostoma caproni
Lineage: Eukaryota; Metazoa; Platyhelminthes; Trematoda; Plagiorchiida; Echinostomatidae
Source: the annotation of a GenBank genome assembly